AUGAAUAAGAUACUACUAGCUUUCACUUUUUUUGCUUUAAUGGCAAUUGCAAGUGCCUUUCGUAAAAAUAAUUUUUCGACAGAAUAAAAAUAGGUAGCUGCUCCUUCUAAGACAGCAGAAACCUUUUGCCCUAAUCCAAAAUUUAGACCAGAAGCAUGGAUGAAGAAGUUCUUAGAUGGCCUUUCUGGAACAAAAUCUGAUAGCGAUUAAAUCAAAUAUUUAUAAGACUAAAUCCCUACUGAUCCCCAUGUCUUCUCUUCAGAUUAAGUUGUAUCAACUAUCAGUAAGCUUACAUUUGAUAGCUCUCGCUUGAAGUCUAUGGAACUGCUUAAUCCUUACAUUUAAUCCUUGAGUUCUUAGAAUAUAGUUGAUAUUUUAGGCAAACUAACAUUCUCUUCAAAUAAAAUGGGAGCUUUAAAACUAAUUGCAAAUACUUUAACUGACAUAUCUGAUUAAUCCAAAAAUCUUAUUGCCAAUUAAUUUACUUUUAGUUCAGAUAAGAAUGAAGCCCUUAUGAUUUUAAAUGGAAUUUCACCUAGAAAUUGUAUAUAUGGUACAAUUACAGCCAAAGUUGCUGUGUUUGUAAUUGAUACAUCUGGUUCAAUGGACUUUAAGUUCAAAGUAAAUGGAGAAUCUAUUUCUCGUAUACAGUUUGUAAAAGCUUAGCUUACAAAAACAAUUAAUGAGUAAUUAAAAAAAUACUAAAAGUUCAAUAUUAUCACCUUUAGCAACUAGGCUACUUAUUGGAAGCCAGAUGUUAUAGAUGCAACUCCAGAAAAUAUUUUAGCUGCAAUAACUUACAUAAACAAAUUAGGAACAUCUGGAGCUACUAAUAUUUCUGGUGGAUUAGACCUAGCCUUCCGCUCUAAAGAAGUACUUAAUACGAUAUACCUUCUCUCUGAUGGAGUACCAAAUAGUGGAGUGAUGACAAUUGAAGGUAUUAAAAAAUAUCUAACGGAUAAGAAUUAAAACAGAUAAGAAAAAGUUAAGAUAAACACUAUUUCAUUCAUUUUAGGAGGUCCUGAGAAUCAAUAAGAAAGAACUCUCUCUUUUGAAUUCUUAAAUGCAAUUGCAGAUGCCACUAAUGGGUCAUUCAAAGGCAUUUCUGAAUGA
Tetrahymena thermophila SB210 is the source of this 1113-nucleotide messenger RNA. RefSeq names its product Von willebrand factor type A (vWA) domain was originally protein. The record is from RefSeq and is a predicted model, not a curated record. The transcript has a single exon. NCBI's taxonomy places the organism in Eukaryota, Ciliophora, Oligohymenophorea, Hymenostomatida, Tetrahymenidae.